AUGGUAUUUGGUAAGAAUUUUGAUGGAAAUGGUGGGAAUGUACUAAGGCAACGCCACCUAACAAACACUGUUGGACUUUCAAAACAUUGUUCUGUGGAUCCUACGUUGUUCCGUUUUAAGAACGCUGCAUUGAAUAAACCCGCACUGCAGAUCAGCACGUAUUCAUCAGGCACAGCGUCGAAGGCAGUAGACGGUAACAAAAAUCCACGUUUCGUUGACGGGUCAUGUAUGCACACAUGGUGGAAGGAAGGUCUACCAUUAUACCAAUGGUGGAUGGUUGAUCUGGAAAGAGAAUACAGAAUUGACAGCGUCAACAUCACAAACCGUCUACAUGCCGCAAAGAGACAGCGCGACUUCGACAUAUUUGUGUCACUCAACGGCACGUUUGUAGAUGAUGAUCACAUGACCGAUGAUUCCCUGUGUAUCCAUGUGUCAGGUGGAAUGGGUGGCGGGGAAACCAGAACAUUCACCUGUCGGACGCCAGUUUUCGGACAAUUUGUCCAGGUUUAUAUGGAAACGUUUGACAAAAGAAAUAUGAACAUUUGUGAAGUCACAGUUGAAGGUAACAGAUGA
Mizuhopecten yessoensis (Yesso scallop) is the source of this 573-nucleotide messenger RNA. Its product is annotated as fucolectin-like. Bases 1 to 573 code for a protein of 190 amino acids. The transcript has 4 exons. NCBI's taxonomy places the organism in Eukaryota, Metazoa, Mollusca, Bivalvia, Pectinida, Pectinidae. The record is from RefSeq and is a predicted model, not a curated record.